Molecule: messenger RNA, 1149 nt
Organism: Colletotrichum orchidophilum
Lineage: Eukaryota; Fungi; Ascomycota; Sordariomycetes; Glomerellales; Glomerellaceae
Product: alpha/beta hydrolase fold protein
Exons: 2
Coding region: 1-1149 (382 amino acids)
Molecular function (GO): hydrolase activity
Source: RefSeq, a predicted model, not a curated record
AUGGGUGUAGCAGGGAACGCAGAGUCCGGCAAACCGGUCUACCAGCCGGUGCCCUCGAUGCUCAACCGCAUCGUGUACGGCACCAAGAUUUCCACGUUACAGCACUGGUACUUCCAAAAGGCUGGCUUCGAGGCAUGGAGGUCGUACUUUUGGCCCCCUGCCAUACGGCCCGAUCUCAUCAAGCAGUACGACUGUAGAAAGGCGUUGCCCGUUCGCAUCUUCUUCCCCUCCGACUACGACCAGACCUCCCCGCAAACCCUUCCCACCCUCUUCACGAUCCACGGAGGCGGCUUCUCCAUCGGCGUCCCCGACGACGAUGACGAGUGGAACCGCACCUUUGCCGACCUCAACGGCUGCCUCGUCAUCGCCCUCCACUACUGGAAAGCCCCCUGGGCCCCCUGGCCGCACGCCCUCCACGACCUCGAGGCCCUCUACCUCGCCAUCGUCGACGACGAGUCCCUCCCCAUUGACAAGUCCCGCAUCGCCAUGGGCGGCUUCAGCGCGGGCGGGAACCUGACGCUCUGCCUGUCGCAGAUGAAGUCCGUCAGGGAGCACGCGACCGCCGCGCCGAGAGCCGUGGUGCCCAUCUACCCGCCCACGGACUUUGUUACGCCGACGGCGUCCAAGAGGAAUCGUAGGCCGUACAAGGUUGGGCAGUUGCCGGGCAUCCGAGGCCAGAAGAAGGAUUUUGUGCUGGAUUUUGCAGAGGUGUUUGAUUGGAGUUAUAUCCCCUACGGCACAAACUUGCGGGACACACGGAUCUCCCCGCUGUAUGCCGAGAGGGAGGACUUUCCCGACAAUGUUUGCAUCGUCGCCGCGGAGCUGGAUUAUCUGGCCUACGAGGCGUGGGAGCUGGCGUGUAAGCUCGGGGGUAAAGGGAAGCCUACCUCGGGGAUGGCGGGCCGGAACGAGGUGGCCAAGACGCAGGAGCUUGUGGAGUCUGGGGACGAGAGGUUUGGGUGGGAGGCGAGGGACGCGCGGGGGAGUGUCAAGUGGUUGUUGGUGCCGGAUGUGAUUCACGCGUUUGAUUUUCACGAGAUGGGGGCCGCGGUGUCGGAUGCGGAGAGCGUGAGGGAUGGCAAUGCGAAGGCGGUCAAGGUGAUGAGGGUUGUUGGGGAGUGGUUGAGAAAGACUGCUUGGAAGGCGUGA